AUGCAGCCUGAUAAAACAAUCGAUGUAACCCUGAGAUAUAGCCUGAUUAUUACCUCAUCUGCCUUGGAGAGCAAAAGUGAGGAUCAGGCUCACAUGGCUGUGAAAGUUACUGGACCUCCUGGUCUUAGUGUCCCUGGCCCACCUGGUCCACCUGGAGAACAAGGAGAAAAUGGACUCACAGGACUGACUGGCAAAAUUGGCCCAAAGGGUGAUCCAGGAGAGCCAGGGGAGAGAGGAGAGUCAGGAAGAUCAGGUCCUGCAGGACCAACUGGCCCACGAGGAAAAGAGGGUGAAAGAGGUGACAAAGGAGAAGAAGGAAUCUCUGGUGAGCCAGGCCUACCUGGGAAACCUGGAGAUAAAGGUCCACGGGGUCCGCCAGGCAUCAGAGGCCUUCCUGGUGAGAAGGGAGACCAGGGAGACCCAGGUGAAGAUGGGAGAAACGGCAGCCCUGGACCAUCAGGGUCAAAGGGUGAUCGAGGGAGUCCCGGAGAGCCGGGUCCUCCAGGCCAAGUUGUUGGUGGGGGACUUGGAGAAGCAGGGCAAAAAGGUGAAAAGGGGGAGCCAGGAGACCCUGGAGAGGAUGGCAUGAAAGGAACAAAAGGAGAAGUUGGUUUACCUGGCCUGCCAGGAGAACGGGGAAUUGAAGGUCUCAGAGGGGUCCCUGGAGUUCGUGGUGACCCUGGAGAUCGAGGCCCAGUAGGAGAGAAGGGUGAUCGGGGUCCUCCAGGCCUGGAUGGUCGGAAUGGCUUGGAUGGAAAACCAGGACAAAUAGGCCCUUUAGGCCAAAGAGGUGAUCCAGGAAAGCAGGGUGACCCUGGUCGAGAUGGCUUGCAAGGUCAGCGUGGAGAGCAAGGUCCUCCUGGAGCAAUUGGUCCACCGGGAUCUCCAGGACUGCCUGGCAAAACUGGUGAAGAUGGCAAACCUGGGCUGAAUGGGAAGAAUGGAGAAGAUGGGAUCCCAGGAGAAGAUGGGAGAAAGGGGGAGAAAGGUGAAUCUGGAACACCUGGCAAAGAAGGUCCUGAGGGUGUUAAAGGAGAGAGAGGAACCAGUGGGCCCCCAGGGCCUCCAGGGCCAUCAGGUGUUCCCGGCGUGCCUGGACAAGUUGGUCAACCAGGCCAGGGCUUGCCUGGCCUCCCUGGAUUAUCUGGCCCAAAGGGAGACAGAGGAGAGCCUGGAUUCAAAGGAGAACAGGGGAGAAAUGGUGAAACUGGGCCACGAGGCGAACCCGGGACAGCAUCAAAUGUUGAACGUGCCCUAGAAGCAAAUGGUAUUAAGAUUUCCCUACUCCGAGAGAUCACUGGUGCUUAUGAUGGCAGCUCAGAUCUGCUACCGCUUUUCCCUGACCGCCGGAGAGGACCGAAGGGUGAGAGAGGAGAUCCAGGAGAAAGGGGGCCACCAGGGAAGGAGCUGGGAAAAGCUCUUCACACAUAUACAAACAAAAUUCUAAACUCAGUAUACAUAAUAUUUUCCUGGAUAUUGUAUCCUAAACCCAAAUACCAUGACGAUGAUGUAGACAAAUUGGUUCAACACAGAGGCUUCCCUGGGGAAAGAGGAGCAAAAGGAGAUAAAGGGAAUGAAGGACCACAAGGACCACCAGGACGUGCCAUUGGAGAGCAGGGGCCAAGAGGAACGCCUGGGCUGUCAGGGGAGCCUGGGAAGCCUGGAAUUCCAGGGCUACCAGGCCGGGCAGGAGAACUUGGAGAAGCAGGGAGGCCUGGAGAGAAAGGUGACAGGGGUGAGCAAGGUGCAAAAGGAGAACAGGUAGAUUCGACAGUAGAAGGGAGCGUCUCUGGAUUUCCUGGGGAACGUGGACCUAUAGGACCCAAGGGAAGCAAGGGAGACCCAGGAGAAGAUGGUGUAAAGGGUUCCAGAGGCGAUAAGGGUGAAGAUGGUCAAAAAGGGGAGAGAGGUGAUGCUGGUGAAAAGGGCAGGGAUGGCACUCCAGGUCCUAUCGGCCCACCUGGUACUCAAGGCAUACCUGGAAUAAAGGGAGAUGUAGGAGAACCUGGGUCAAGCACACGAGGUAUGCCAGGCCCUCCAGGAACUGUGGGAUUCCCAGGACCACCAGGAUCUUCUGGGCCUGUGGGUGAGCCAGGGAAGCCAGGUGUACCAGGAAGAGAUGGAGUGUCUGGAAAAGAAGGGGAGCCUGGACCGCCCGGGAAAAUGGGUGUUCCAGGACCUUCAGGACCUGCUGGUCCUAAAGGGGAACCUGGAGAUGCUGGGUCCCCAGGACAGAGUAUAGUGGGGCCUCCUGGAGUAAAAGGUGAAAGGGGUGAACCAGGCGUUUUUGAUGAGGAAUUUCUGAAGAAGCCAGGUCUCAAGGGUGAUCGAGGCCUACCAGGUCCUCGUGGAGAGAAAGUAAGAAAACCAUUUUCCAGACAAGAACCUAAAUUUUCAUUCUCCAGCAUCUGUUAG
Messenger RNA from Thamnophis sirtalis, 2415 nucleotides. Lineage: Eukaryota; Metazoa; Chordata; Lepidosauria; Squamata; Natricidae. The record is from RefSeq and is a predicted model, not a curated record.